Symbiodinium sp. CCMP2592 is the source of this 2853-nucleotide messenger RNA. NCBI's taxonomy places the organism in Eukaryota, Dinophyceae, Suessiales, Symbiodiniaceae. The record is from the annotation of a GenBank genome assembly.
AUGUACCCUGACAACAAUGUGAGGCGUAUUUGGACCGCUCUUGUUGUAUUCCUGCUGGGCUACAUCGGCACUGUGUUCCUCUACAGGUUAAUUUUCAUCCGCUUCUAUGCCGCAGCAAGCGAGGAAGUGCAGGAAACAGACGUCUGGAUCGCCUUCGAUGGCAUGGUGGAUGUCAUGUUCAUAGUCGACCUGUGGAUUCAGUUCCUUUUCACUUACACCAACGAGAGAGGAAAAGAGGUAGGUUCGCCGAGGAAGAUUGCUUGCAGAUAUCUCACCGGUUGGUUUUGGGUGAAUAUGAUCUCCUGCAUUCCAGAGGAUGCCAGCGGCCCACAGGAUAGCAUCGCAAUUGGAGCUGUGAAAGUGACGACAUGCUGGAGGGCGAAUGAAGUGAGCCUUGCCCGAGACAGCUUCAACUCCAUCGUGGGUCGUCAAAAGAUCGACGUCACAGAGGUCAUGAUGAGACACAGCAACAUGGGAAGGCAAGCGGAGAUGGGACCAAGUUGGUGUCCGUCUGGCCUGGUCUCGCGGCAGCUCGCGGAAGUUUUGGCGAAACGCCAGGGUACGAGUGACAAGCUGCCGCUGCGCUUGCAGGAAGCACGGAACACCCGAAAUGCCAAGAGUUCAGAGCCAGCUCCCGAAGCCUUCCUGGAACCAUCGCCAUCGCCGGCUGACCCAGUGCAAACCCCCAAAGCAGUCAAACCAAUGCUGCCGCAAGUGGCUCCUCUCCAUUUAGACUCAACUGAGUUGCCUUGGGCAUCACCAGUGAAGAGCACCGAGACAUCGGGGACGCCUGUGAGCCCACCUGUCAGUGAGAAGGUCCCGGAAGAGUUGCCUCAGCCAUUCUCCGCCCGAGCGAGGCCCACACCUAAGGCGCCGCCAGAGAGCCAAGCGGCCCAAGCCUCUCGGCCCAUGUCCGCCAAGUGCAGGGUCAACGCAGCCAGUGCCAGUGCCAACUCCCGAAACUCCAGAACAACUUUCUGCUGGCGGCCAAACGAACACAGCUUGCAACGCAACAGCUUCAACUCGAUGGUCGGGAAGUCAAGACUUGAUGUGACGGAGGUCAUGAUCCGUGAUGCAAGCAUGGGGCGACAGGCGGAAAUGGGGCCAUCCUGGUGUCCCGGUGGCCUUUCCUCCAGGAAGAUGGCAGCCGCCAGUGCCUUCUACGCUUUUUUCGCUGGGGAGGAGAGCAUCGAGGCGAACAACAGUCAGAAGACCGUUCGGCUUAUGCGCAUGCAGCGCAUGACCAAGAUCGUCCGCAUGCUGCGGCUCGCGAAGCUCACGCAGCUGACAGAGCGGCUUAAUCUUGACACCUAUAUCCAGCGGUAUAAGGUUGUCGCGGUGUUGAAUACCUUGUUUGGGCUGAUCUGGGUGGUGCACGUCAUGGCCUGUGGCUGGUAUCUUUGCGCCACCUUGCACGAGGAUGUGCUGGAGACCUGGUUAGCUCGCCGGCUGGUGGGCAUCAACGAGGAGAUGCUGCUGCAAGGGGAUCCCUUCGACCAGUGGGCGCACGCUAUGUAUUUCAUUUUCUCAGUCUUCACGACCGUCGGCUUCGGUGAUAUCUCGGCAUUCACCACCGGCGAGAUUAUGUAUGUGACCUUGACCAUGAUGGUCGGAGCUGUCGUCCACAGCAUCAUCAUUGGCCAGGUGAUCAACGAGGUGACCAGCGACAGUACGGUGAACGCAUUCCUGAAGAACAAGUUGAAGCUGGCGAAAGAGUUUGCGGUUCAUGCACAGCUGGAUUCCUCGGGCUCCAAAGCGUUGUCCUUCUGGUUGGAGCAAAACAUCCGCGAUUUGAUGGGGCAGCAGUACAAGAUGGAUGAGAUGCUGCAGCUGAUUGCCAAUGAUAUGCCCUUGCACCUGAUGAAAGAUCUACACUCCCGGCUCUUCAAUGGUCAGCUUACACGCAGCAGGUUUCUUCGCGUCCCCUUCGUCUCUUCAAUGCCACCGCGGCUGCCCAUGCUGCUGUCGCUCGCGUUGGUGUCCAAACAGUAUGAGGGAAACCAGCUCCUCUUCCAAGCAGGAGAUGCAGCCUCCCACCUUUACCUCGUCUUGAGCGGCACUUUUGCUUUUGUCGCACGGCCCGAGCGUCACAGCAAGAGCCCCAAAGCAAACGAUAUGUGGCCUUACCAGUUGUUCUCGCACGCGAGUUACUUUGGAAAUUAUGAGCUGCACACCGGUACGAAGCAGUUUCGGCGAAGCACUGCGCGCUGCGAAACGCCUCAAGGAGGGCAAGUCUUGCGCUUGCAGAAGGACCACUACCAACGCCUGUGCGGUGACUUCCCUCAGUAUGCGGCAGCUUGGAAGUAUGAGGCUAAUCGACGCGAGUCUCAUCGCUGUUGGCUGCAUGCAAACCACACCCGUAUGCUCACAUACCGUCUUCUGGCAGUUCGCCGGAUGCAGAAGCUGUGUCGCUUCUAUCUUCGGAAAGCUGACAAGACCAACAAGGACGAGGCAGUGAAGGCAGACAGCUCGGGUCUCCUGGUGCCUGGCCGGAACUCUUUGAGAUCAAGCUGCUCUUCAACCGCCAUCAGCGAAGGAAUGGGUUCUGUGUCUAUGUGUUCCGUUCUCCACGAGAACUCAGACAGCAGCGCAGGCCGAAAGCCGCUCCUACCGCCUUCAACACAUUUGCUCAGUGCCGGGCCAGAGGACGAGGAUGCUCGUCAGAGGCGGCUUAUAGCAGAUGUGGCGAUGCUGCGGAGCGAAGUGGAAAUUCAGGGCGAGACUUUGACUGCUUUACGCCGGGAGAUGGCGAGGUUGCCGUUCCUUGUGGCGGCGGCCCUGAAGGGCGAAGCGUCCUUGCCCAGCGCGGAGGCCGAUACGCUAGGCACAGCCAGCACCAGACGGAGAUUGUGA